AUCUGUUCUGUGUGAUUUUGGUAACAGGAGAUGACGUCAGAAAUUGUUUUUUCAGAGUGUUGCAAAUUAAAACAAAGACAGUGGAUUCUACCCAGGUGCUUUUGUCAAUGUCUUAGGACAUUUUUUGUCGGAUUUAUCGAGGUAAACUGGAUUCCUAAUGUAAUGUGACCACUGCAAGACAGGAAAUAAGUAGUUUGUGCAGUCUUUUCACGGGGGCUCUGCAGUUAGGAACUUUCUUCAGAAGCUACGCAACUGUUGCGGUGCUUCCUUUGUUACUUGCACAGGUCUGUGAGAUAGAGAUAGUUUGAUGUACGAUGGCUGUUUAUAAUUUUAAAGAUCUCUUUCUAGUCAGAAGAAUGUUUGAUAGUAGCUUAUUUUUCGUAUCCACAAACAAUGCGACCAACGCCAAGGCUCAUGGAUGCAAUAACGGGGCCCUCAUGGACAGAUUCGGGGUUCUUAUCCAGGGUCUACUAGCAAUUGUUGCCUUCAGUACUUUGAUGUUAAAAAGGUUCAGAGAACCCAAAGGGGAGAGACGGCCAUGGAGAAUUUGGUUUUACGACACUUCUAAGCAGGCUAUUGGUGCCCUUUUUAUCCACUUUGCAAACGUGUUCCUGUCAAACCUUGCAGAGGAGGACCCAUGUUCUCUAUACUUGAUGAACUUCCUGCUGGAUGCUACUCUGGGAAUGCUGCUGAUCUGGGCUGGAGUGAAAGCUAUCUCCUGUGUCGUGGAGUAUAAGCAGUUCACACUGCUAACCUUUGGGGAAUAUGGUGACCCUCCUCAGGCUGCCGCAUGGAUUGGACAGUGUGCUCUGUACAUGCUUAUCAUGGUCUUUGAGAAAACUGUGAUAAGUCUUGUUCUUCUUAUUCCUGGUUGGACCAAACUUCAAGAAGUUCUGCUGGAUUCCAUCCCAAAUCCACAGCUGGAGCUGGUGCUGGUGAUGCUGAUUGUGCCUUUCAUAGUCAACGCAAUUAUGUUUUGGGUUGUGGACAGCUUAUUGAUGCGAAAAUAUAAAAACAAGACAACCCCAGAGAGUCCAGAAAGCAGUAAAUCUGUAGAGGUUUCAACAAGGAUAGUCGCUGAAGAGUCACAGGUGCUGUUGGCUGCUGGAAAUGACACUGACCCAUCAGAGAGUGAACACGAAGGAGACGUCAUACAAGAUCCCAGCAAGAUAAAGAUAAUGGACUCGUCUUACUGUCAACAGGUGUAGAUGCAAUCCCCUCCAGCAAGGAGAGAACAGCCUUUUGAAUGCUGUUUCAACACUCCAAACAAUGUCUAAUGUCCCUCUUGAUUCCCUGACAUUAUACUUAGUAUGAUUGGUAGUUAAGCUUAAGUACACAUUUUGCUGUGACUGAAGAACAUACAGUAUUAAACAUAGGCCUUCCAUGUUCUGAGCAACAACUAUAUGUAAAACUUAAGUCUGUAUUUUACAUAGCAUUAUGUGAAUUUGUUAUUAUAUACUGUGAAUUCAGUCUAGACACGUGACUUAUUUUUCAGAUGCAGACCAUGAACCUUCUACUGUGACUUGAACCUCUCUGGUGGAUUUAUGCAGGUUGACAGUACAAUUUUCAUUGGUGUGCUCUGCCAAGUUAGCUCCAAGUUUGCCAAUUAGUAAUAACAGGUUGAAAUGGGAGUCUUAUUUUUACCUGAAUGUUAACAAACAAAAAGAAUACUGUGUGUUUCAGCUAAUGAAAGCCAAAGCACUGUAUAGAACACUUAUCAAAUGAUUUUGUACAUUCUUGUUCAUUUUCUAUUAAAUGACUAUUUUGUUGCAAUAAAAAAUAUUUCAUAUAUUUUUAACCUUUUCAUAAACUGAAAACAUAUAGUUUAUAUUUUGAAAGUAUCGAGUAAAUCAAGAAAGUUUAAAUUUACCUCCCUUACUGUAAAGCACAAUAAUUUGAGUUUUCAUCACAGACACAACCACGAACAGACAAUCUAUUCUGAAUAGAUUGGAGCACAGUAUUACAGUGUUAAUGUUAUCUGUAGUAGCCACAAUCAAAUUACAUUUUUGUGUACACAUGCAUAUAUUUUUACAUUGCUGUUGGAAACAUUAUGGAAAAUACAUUUCGAACGGUUUAUUCUGAUAAAAAAAAAAAAAAAAAAAUUAUGUAUGUAGUGUCUUUUUUUUGUUGUUAUUCCCAAGUGCCAGUUCUUUAUGAUGGAUUACAUUGAAACUGAUAAUAAUCAGCAUUGUGAAAUAACCUGUCGUCUUGUUUUUGUUUGUUGUUUUGACUGCAUUCUAGUAAUUGAGCAUCCCAUGUGAGUGUGUGCAUGAUUAGAUUGCCCGUGUUUCUGUGACCACACCAGUAUGACUGACAGCAGUCCUGCUAGUGCAGGGGUGCACAAAUCUGAUCCUCUAGGUCCAGAGCACUCCUGAACUUUGUUCCACCUAUACAUGAAGUUAUUUAACUUUUCAGGUCUUUAUGUUAAUUGUUUAAUGAUACCUGUAAUAAGCCUGUUGAUCCCUAUCUUAGAAUUUUAUCUGUAAAACAGCUUUAUCAACUAUAUCAUAUAAAGGUGUUUUGUUUAGUUUCUUGAGAGAUUUGAUAGAUUAAAACCAUGUUGCAACCAAAAGGCUUUGUAUGAGGUGCAUUGUGUAUU
Acipenser ruthenus (sterlet) is the source of this 2599-nucleotide messenger RNA. Its product is annotated as store-operated calcium entry regulator STIMATE-like. The coding region runs from base 315 to 1208 and encodes 297 amino acids. The record is from RefSeq and is a predicted model, not a curated record. The transcript has 8 exons. NCBI's taxonomy places the organism in Eukaryota, Metazoa, Chordata, Actinopteri, Acipenseriformes, Acipenseridae. Gene Ontology annotation, cellular component: membrane.